Cricetulus griseus (Chinese hamster) is the source of this 354-nucleotide messenger RNA. The record is from RefSeq and is a predicted model, not a curated record. NCBI's taxonomy places the organism in Eukaryota, Metazoa, Chordata, Mammalia, Rodentia, Cricetidae.
AUGGCACCCCGUGUGGCCCUACUACUGGUCUUCAGCCUGCUGGUUCUCGGGACCUUCCCAGCCCCAGCUCUUGGGGGUGCUAACGAUGCAGAAGAUUGUUGCCUGUCUGUGACCCAGCGCCCCAUCCCUGGGAACAUCGUGAAAGCCUUUCGCUACCUUCUUAUCAAGGAUGGCUGCAGGGUGCCUGCUGUUGUGUUCACCACACUAAGGGGCUACCAGCUCUGCGCACCCCCAGACCAGCCUUGGGUGGAACGUAUCAUCCGAAGCCUGAAGAAGUCCUCUGCCAAGGCAAGUCUGACCCUCCUCACCCCUGCUUCCAUCCUCCAAACUCCUGUCCAAGAUUCCAGCCCAUGA